CUAUUAUGGCUGAAAGCACGUAUAGCAAUAUGCUCUCUACUCUUCCAAACUUCCUCUUUUUACUACCCACACAGCUUUGUGUGUACAAAAGAGAAAGGGGGGGAGAGGUACAUAAGGAAGGUAUAUAUGCUCCGUUUCUACAACGUAAUACGGUUUCUUGUCUGUCUACCUAUCAAUGUACGUAUGGUUUCUAGCACAAACUAUGCGAAGACUGAAGAGUCUUUCGCAAGCCUGGUUCCCUCCAUUCCAAUUC
Periconia digitata is the source of this 253-nucleotide messenger RNA. NCBI's taxonomy places the organism in Eukaryota, Fungi, Ascomycota, Dothideomycetes, Pleosporales, Periconiaceae. The record is from the annotation of a GenBank genome assembly.